AUUUGCUCGGGUUGAUAAGGCGGCAAGUCGGGUUGUUUUCAAAAUUAGGUAUAUAUAUAUAUAUAUAUAUAUAUAUUAGGUAUAUAUAUUUAUAACCAACGAAACCAAAUCUUAUAUUUGCUCCUUUUCUGUCGAGCACUUUUUAUAAUAACCUCGGACUUUGACAUGGAAGCGACACAGUUUGACUAUUCCACGAAAAAUAUUCCAGUACCAUCGGAAAAAGAAGCUGAUUGAGAAAACCGAACAGCUGUGCAAGCGGAUGAGAUGGAAAGCACAUUUCUAUCUAAACCCUCAAAAUGAACACAAGACCAAAGAAACCUAUGGAUUUAAUUCAAAAGCGACCCCAUCACAAGUUCCAGAACUUACGAGUUUUGAAAAUAGAAUGUUAAAAAUGAUUCAAAACAUUAAGUUUAAAGAUACAAAGUGUAAAUUUCAGAAAGAGUUAUUCAAUGAUGUUAACAAGAUAAAUAAGUCAAACAUGCUAUUUUUUCCUGCAGAUAAAACCACCAACUUCUAUAAAAUGGACCUUAAAUCUUAUAAUGAUCUUCUUCAUAAGAACGUUACGAAAACCUAUAAGACAAUUCCGGCCGAGACAGUUUACAACAUUGAAAACGAAGCUAAAUACAUCGCUGAAAAAUUAAACCUUGCUGAUAGAAUCAACACCGCAGCACAGAGAGAAGCCUUUGUUACGUUGAAAGAUCACAAACCUAAUUUUGAAAACAACCCGACUUGCCGCCUUAUCAACCCCAGCAAAUCUGAAAUUGGAAGAGUUAGCAAACAAAUCCUGGAUAGAAUUAAUACGAAAGUCAUUGAAGCAACGCGCAUAAACCAGUGGAAAAACACUAAAUCUGUGUUGUCCUGGUUUAAUAAAGUUACUGAUAAGAGCCAGUACUCAUUUAUUGCAUUUGAUGUUGUUGACUUCUAUCCAUCCAUCUCAAUUGAUCUUCUAAAGGCUGCGCUAGAUUUUGCGUCAAAGUAUGAUAACAUCACAGAUACAGAAAGAGAAAUCAUUCUACAUGCGAAGAAAUCGUGCUUGUACAACUCGGGCAAGCACUGGGGAAAGAAAUCAUCAUCUAAUCUAUUCGAUGUCACUAUAUGGGUAGUUUUGAUGGUGCCGAAUCAUGUGAAUUGGUCGGAUCUUACCUACUACACCUUAUUACGAUGAAGCACGGUAAUAAGUUUGGUUUAUAUAGAGACGACGGCUUGGGCAUUAUCAAAGCAACACCACGCCAAAUAGAACUAAUUAAGAAGGAUCUGUGCGCCUUAUUCAACAACCAUGGUUUGAAAAUUACUAUCGAGGCUAACAAGAAAAUCGUAAAUUUCCUUGACGUGACACUAAAUCUAACCACCGGUAAAUAUCACCCAUAUUUCUAAGCCUAAUAACACACCUCUUUACGUGCAUAGCAAGUCUAACCACCCACCCAGUGUUCUGCGUAUAUUCCAUUAUCCAUUAACAAACGACUAACCGAGAUAUCCUCUGAUCAAGAUUCAUUCGAACAAGCCUCCCCGUCAUAUCAGCAAGCCCUUGACAAAAGUGGUUAUACCCACAAACUACUGUUUAAACACCCCCUAAACCAAUCGAAUAACAAGAGUACCCGAAGCCGUAAAAGAAAAAUUAUAUGGUAUAACCCACCAUAUAGUAAGAAUGUUUCGACUAAUGUUGGACAAACCUUCUUGAAAAUAAUUGACGAGGAAUUCCCCGCAGAUCACCCACUACACAAGAUAUUCAACCGUAAUACAGUCAAGAUUAGCUACAGCUGUAUGCCAAACAUCAAGCAGACUAUCGAUGGACACAACAAAUCUACGUUGGCUACAAUUUCCAGCACUAGUGGUCUUAACAUGUGUAGUUGCCCUAAAAGCAAUAAAGAACUGUGCCCACUAUCUAACAAAUGUACCACUGAAUCGGUUGUAUAUCAAGCCACAGUCACUACUAAGGACAAAACAACAAAUAGACCUCCCCAAACAUAUGUCGGACUUACAGAAAACUCGUUUAAAACUAGACUUGCAAACCAUAAAGCAUCAUUCAACUCUUUCGACAAACGGAACGCUACCGAGCUAAGCAAAUACGUGUGGGAAUUGAAAAACAAAAACAUAGAUUAUACAAUCAAAUGGAAACUAUUGAAACGAGCUAAGCCUUAUAACUGUGCUUCAAAUCGGUGUAAUUUGUGUUUAUGGGAGAAAUACUUUAUUAUUUGUAAGCCAAAAAAAGCCACUUUAAACAAACGAAAUGAGUUAGUGUCUGCAUGUAGGCAUAAUAAAAAAUUCCUUUUAAGUAACAUUUAAAAAGCUAGACAUUUAAAUAUACCGCGGUGUGUUAAUCUUUCCGCGUCCUGUCAGCUUAUCACAUAACAUGUUAAUUAAAUCGCGUGGUUUGUAAAUAGGAUUAAGUUUUUUAAAGUCUCAUCCACUUGUAUACAUAUAUAACCUUGUAAGUUUUAGUCUAUAGUCAUUAGGUCAAUUUAUCUGAAGAGUGCCACAUUUUGUGGUACGAAACUAUUUAGUAAUAAAGAUGCCUAGUGGAUUUUGUUGAUUGUUGUACCUUAAUUUAAAUAUGCUCUGUUUUUCCAUUGAGCACUUUACCAAAAGUUUUUAUAACCAGCGAAACCAAAUCUUAUAUAUAUAUACAUACAUAUAUAUAUAUAUAUAUAUAUAUAUAUAUAUAUAUAUAUAUAUAUAUAUAUAUAUAUAUAUAUAUAUAUAUAUAUAUAUAUAUAUAUAUAUAUAUAUAUAGUAUAUAUAUAUAUAUAUAUAUAUAUAUAUAUAUAUAUAUAUAUAUAUACCAAAUAUGUAUUUAGAAUCAUAUAUGAGUAGAGUGCUCGAUAUACCGAAGUAUAGAGCUAAUAUAGAUAAAGAUAAAAUAAACCUGGUUUACUUCAUAAGAUUUAUUCACUACAAACUUGUUUCGUAUGACAAGCAAUGCUUGCCGCACUCAUCAGGUGAAUUUAAAUGUCGCGCUGUGUUGUUGCCAAGGUUAUAUAUACUAUAUACAUGUUUGACGUAAAUGGAAUGUUCAAGUAUUAAAUUACGUAUAGAUUACAUAUAUAUACAGAUUAUAUUAAGUAAUGUAUAUUGCUUAAGAGAAAUUUGUAUAUAUAACCUUGGCAACAACAUAGCGCGACACUUAAAUUCACCUGAUGAGUGUGGCAAGCAUUGCUUGUCAUACGAAACAAGUUUGUAGUGAAUAAAUCUUAUGAAGUAAACCAGGUUUAUAUAUAUAUAUAUAUAUAUAUAUAUAUAUAUAUAUAUAUAUAUAUAUAUAUAUAUAUAUAUAUAUAUAUAUAUAUAUAUAUAUAUAUAUACCGGGUGGCCCAAAAAAGUACUCCUGUUUGAUUCGUAAUAACAUCUAAACAAGUAUAGCUUUUAAAGAGAAAUAACUUGCAUCAAAUAGAGGAAGGACUAACUUAGACUUUGAUAUAUUACAGUUGUAUUUCACUUAAAAAUUCACGGAGAUAUUAAUCUUUAAAUUCGGGAGGAUAUUUCUGGAUAUGUCUGAAAUAUGCAAAAAUCGGCGUAUCAAAUAUUAAUCAAGAUUUGCCCGACUGAAACAUGCACUAUUACCAGUAAAUAAAUGACACUUGACAAAUUGUUUAUCAUGAAACAAAGUAUUAUUAUAUCUACAAAAUACAAGCAAGAUUCAUUCGUCCGAAAUUCGCGUGUGUUCCUAGCACGAAUACGUUUCCUUAUUUCAUGAGACCACGGCAUCGCGAAGGAUCGUCAUUGGAUCGUUCGUAGUUCUGAAUUAGGGCAUGCUGUCACAACGGAAUUGUGAAGCUCUUCUAACUUCUGCAACGUUCUGGAAUCUUGUUAAGAACACCCAAACUCUUUUGCCGUUUCUUAAUCUUGGCAAGUUCAUGGAGUAAACUGAGAAUUAUAUGAAACACAAUCAAACCAUACAACUCCAUAAGACAUAACAAUUAAGCAACUCCCCAGAGACAUGCAACAUUUUUGGAACAAAACGUAACAAAAUAGUAGCGUUGAUACGGUGAUGUGUAUUUGCAAAAAGCAACAUUAUUUCCUUCAAUAAAGAAUAUUCAUCCUGCUCUAACCGAGAAAUAAUCUACUCAGUCUGUUUGAACCCAUUAAAAACAUAAAAAAAUUAGGCUAUUUAAGAAUACGAAAAAUUUAAGCGCCUGCCUUCCAUGGUCAGUCUUUCAUGUACAUUUAAGUUUGCAAAGACCUAAUAUUAAAUACUUGCAUAAUUUCGAACGUUCAUAUUUCAGGAAACAAUGAGUUAAGACUUACAUGUAAGAUGUCUAAAUCUACGCCAUAUCCCUUACAAACCUUAACGAUAAUUCGCUGAAAUACAAGUUAGCCUAAUAUGUCAUUAAACAAACAAACGCUGGAGUUAAUAUUUGAUAUGCCGAUUUUCGCUAAUUUUAGACACAUUCCAAAAUAUGCUCCCCAUUUUUAACAUUAAUAUAUCCGUGAAUUUUUAAGUUAAAUACAACUGUAAUAUAUCAAAAUCUAAGUUAGUCCUUCCUCUAUUUAAUCCAAGUUAUUUCUCUUUAAAAACUUUACUUGUUUAGAAGUUAUUACGAAUCAAACAGGAGUACUUUUUUUUGGGCCACCCGGUAUAUAUAUAUAUAUAUAUAUAUAUAUAUAUAUAUAUAUAUAUAUAUAUAUAUAUAUAUAUAUAUAUAUAUAUAUAUAUAUAUAUAUAUAUAUAUAUAUAUAAUCAUAUAUGAGUAGAGUGCUCGAUAUACCGAAGUAUAGAGCUAAUAUAGAUAAAGAUAAAAUAAACCUGGUUUACUUCAUAAGAUUUAUUCACUACAAACUUGUUUCGUAUAUAUAUAUAUAUAUAUAUAUAUAUAUAUAUAUAUAUAUAUAUAUAUAUAUAUAUACAGGGUGUAUCAUAAAAAACGGAGUCCUCGCUUCAAAUAUAAAUUUCGAAACGAAUAUUAGAGUAAAACGUUCAGGUUCACAUUUGUUUUAAAACGUAGGCAUUCAGCUUUCCAACGAUGGGUUGUUUCGUAAGGGACGGACCAUUUGAUUUUUCAUGGGGGGGGGGCGCAUUUUUGAGAGUGCUCGAUUUUUUUUUGGACCUCACCGACUCCGCACGAUUUUUUUUUAUCGAAUCUUGCCGCGUGCACGAUAUUUUUUAAAAUUUUUACUAUAGCGUUAAUACAAUAAUAACCACGUAUGGUUAUAUUCCGGUUGAAGAAUGUAUUUGAAUAUACAGCAUAUAACCACAAAAUAGGAAAGUAUAGCAGAAGUGUAACCCACGAAAAUUUUAACUCGCUCACGCCAUCCUGGCUAGUACAGCCGGAAGUUUUUAUCAGGUUUUGAUAGGUACAAAGUGCCGGUUGUACUAGCCAGGAUGGCGUGAUUGAUGAUCGGACGAAUCGCUUGUAAAAAAGCGGACAAAUACUUGCUUGAGUGAGACUUCUGGUAUACCUUCCUAUUCUAUGAUAUAACUAUCACAGCCCAUUUUAUACCUGGCCAAUUUUAUACUUGGCCCAUUUUAUACGGGGCUAUGGUCUACGAAAUGUAGACCAUAGUCCCAAUAAAAUUGGAUCAAGUGUAUUAAAGUGUGUAACCCAUUUUGCAUUGGCGUAAUGGCAUCUAUAUAGAAAUUCCCACGGUUCUCAAUCGUAUCAGUGUUCCCAAUACGUAUUAUAAAUUAAUAAAAAUUUAUUGAGAAUCAGAGAGCGAUAUUAAUGAGCCGGGUGGGAAAGGGUAUUUUUGUGACCCGUGAAUGCAGUGGCGUAGCCAAACUAUAAUUUUUGGGAGGGCAUAUAUCGAACGCCGAAGGCGUUAGCCUUUUUAGGGGGGUCCAUUCUCCCCCUGGAAAAUUUUGAAAUCUGGAGUCCCUCAAUGGCGAUUUCCCGUGUUUCUGGGGAGAGAUUUUGCAUAAUUCUGAAGAUUAUUUACUGCAGGAAAGACCUGAUUUUUAAUGAUUUCUCAAUAAUGUGGAUCCUUAAUUUGACUCAACGAAGCUUACUUGGUCGCGUGUGAAUAGUUAAAUCGAAGUUUUAAAACGCAUUUUAACCAAUAACCACCAUAGGCAUUAUUUUCUGUAGUUAGAUUUAGGAAAGAUUAGAACUUUUAUAGACAAUUUGGUGAACAGAUGAGAUUGGUAGUCACAUGGGUAGUCAUCGUCCCCCCCUAAUUUCUACCCGGAUUUCAUCUUUUACAAGGGCAGUCCUUCAGCCUAUUUGGGGGGGGGGGGCUGAGCCCCCCCCCCCCUUGUCUACGCCACUGCGUGAAUGGUCAAUAUUUGAUCGUGUGAAAUGCUUGAUUUUACUGUCAUGAUCUGUGAUUUGUUCUACAGCCGUGAGGUGUGAUUGUCGAUCAAAAAAUGCUCCGUGAAAUGGGAAUUAAGGAUGUCUGUUUCGUGAACUGUGGUUUUGAUUUGUUUAUUCCGAUCUAUUUUAUAACAGUGAUAAUGGACAUAAUACGCGAUAAUAAUUUAUAUGAUCGAUCUCACUCGAUUGCACAAGAGUAGAAACUUCGGAGGCCUUUCGGAGAUCGUCGGACGUACUCAUCACUCAAACUUGUAAGUAGCUUUUAACUGCCAGGCAGAGAAGAGAAUUUAAGCGUAGUACUGUACCAUGCAUUAAACAUAAUCUUAAAGCUAUUAUUAUUAUAUUAUUUUUAUUAGAGUCUCGUUAUCCGUGAAAUGUGAAAUUGCUUUUUUAUGGCACGUGAAUUGUGAAACGGUAUUUUUGUUGUUGUGAAACGUGAAUCAUACCUCCCCCCCCCCCUUUCCCACCCUCAUUAAUCGAUGUCGAAUUUACAGAAGUACAGUGUGGGACUUUCAGUGUUAAGAUUGGGGUUUUUAGGGAUACCAUUAAGGUAAUUUGUGGAUAAUUGAAUUAUUGAAGUCAAAGUUGUCAGAACUGGUUUGUAUCGGUUUGUAUUUUGCAUGUAUACUUCCGGUAUUGUUAACCAAGGCAGAACCGAAACACUCAACAGAAAAAAACUAAGGGAAACUGAAUUUUUCUUUCAAUAUAGAGUAUUGCUAAUUUAGAAUUUUUUUGUGCUCGAUAUUUAGCUCUUGCAUUGCUUAAUAAUACGCCAGUUUAUGGAGUACUUGACCUUUGACUCUUUAAGUUGCCAGAUGUAUUUGCUCAGCUCUGUCGCAUUUCUAUACUUGCUUAAUCUGAAUGAGCUAGUGUGGCAAUAAUAUCUGGAUUUGAACUCUCCUUCAAUGUGUCCGACAUACGAUUCCUUUUGAUUCGUAUCGUUCCUAACAACCGUUGCUUGGUAUACUACGCUGGAUGUUAGACAUUUACAGGGCAGUGGACACGAGGACUUAUUCCUGCAAUUGCAUUGUCUUGGUUUCGUGCUGCAUGUUGACGCAUCUGUUGAGGUGAGCUAUAUUUACUACAGAUUUAUUGUGCCCAGAAAUUAUAUUACGAAUGUUGGGCAUGCAACUGUAACUCAGCUUCAAGGUAUUUCUGUUAAAUAUUUUAUGGAGAGGAUUGUUUUUAGGGAAGCAAUCAUCAAUUGCUUGGAGGAAUUUAUGUCCGAUAUUCGUUUUGACAUUAGCCAGUUGUAAGGUGGGUUAACAUAUUUGGUAUAUUUCGCUCCUUUAUUGUUGAGCAAUUUACCAAUAAAUAUGGAACCUAUUAAUCUUGGAUACUCCACAAAGAACAUACCAGUUGCGCAGCCAAAGGAAUUCUUCAAGUGUUUGGUCACCAAAACGGAAUCAUUUCUACGACGUAUUCGAUGGAAAGCUUAUCAUUUUCUCAAACCUGACGAGUCUGCAGAAUCUGCAUCACACGAAACCUUUGGUUUUCGUUCUACAAAAUCGCCUCCCCCAAUGAAAGAGCUUGAAGAAUUUGAAAAUAGAAUGUUUUCUAUUAUUCAAAAUGUCAAGUUUGAUAAAUGCCAAAACGAAUUUCAGAGAACCCUUACCAAAGACUUAAAUAACAUUAGUAGUGAAGAUAAGGUUUUAGUGUCCGCAGAUAAAACAACAAACUUUUACAAGUUAGACGCCCCUUCAUACGACAAAUUGCUUGAUAAUGCCAUAACGAAGUCCUACAAGAAAGCUAACGCGAACAUUACUUCCAAUAUAGCAAAUGAGGAAAAGAUUAUAGCUGAGAAUCUUGGACUUGCCAACCGAAUCGACGCAUUAGCACCCAAAAAUAGCUUCGUAACAUUGAAAGAUCACAAACCAAAUUUUCAGAACAAUCCAACCUGUAGGCUAAUCAACCCUUCCAAAUCAGAAAUCGGUGUCAUCAGUAAACAACUCCUACAAAGUAUCAAUUCAAAUAUUUUGAUCCAUACUAACUUAAAUCAAUGGAAAAACACGAACUCUGUUAUUUCAUGGUUUAAGAAUUUACCUAACAAGUCAUCUCGUUCGUUUAUUUGUUUUGAUAUCGUAGAUUUUUACCCAUCCAUUACUGAAGAGCUGCUUCUUAAUGCCUUAACCUUUGCUUCCCAGUUCAACACCAUCACGGAUGAGGAGAAGCACAUAAUAAUGCAGGCGAAGAGAUCAGUUCUCUUCAGCAGAAAUCAAACUUGGCGCAAGAAAGAGUCAGAUAGCCUCUUUGAUGUAACGAUGGGCAGUUUUGAUGGUGCGGAAACAUGCGAGCUAGUUGGUUUAUUCCUACUAUCCAAACUUCCUCCAGAAUACCGAAAUGAUAUUGGUCUCUACAGAGAUGAUGGCCUUGCAGCGUUUGACAAACAACCGAGAGCAAUAGAAAAUAUCAAGAAGCAAAUUUGCAGAACUUUUAAUGAACAUAAUUUAAAGAUUACAAUCGAAGCUAACAAAAAAUGUGUCAAUUACCUAGAUGUCACAUUUGACGUAAGAACUUCCUCAUUUAAACCGUACAUGAAACCGGGAAAUACGCUUCAAUAUGUCCAUCGUCAGAGUAAUCACCCACCCGUGGUUUUAAAGGCAAUUCCUGAUGCAAUUAACAAUCGAUUGUCCAACAUCUCGUCUGACGAACAAGCAUUUAAUUCAGCUUGUCCUCCAUACCAAAAUGCUUUACAUAAGAGUGGUUACAACUACAA
Paramuricea clavata is the source of this 8961-nucleotide messenger RNA. Lineage: Eukaryota; Metazoa; Cnidaria; Anthozoa; Malacalcyonacea; Plexauridae. The record is from the annotation of a GenBank genome assembly.